Priapulus caudatus is the source of this 379-nucleotide messenger RNA. RefSeq lists its product as uncharacterized. NCBI's taxonomy places the organism in Eukaryota, Metazoa, Priapulida, Priapulimorpha, Priapulimorphida, Priapulidae. The record is from RefSeq and is a predicted model, not a curated record. The transcript is spliced from 2 exons. Bases 32 to 352 code for a protein of 106 amino acids.
AUUAUAUAUAUAUAUAUAUAUAUUACAGCACAUGGCCGCCCGUAAAGCCAGCCAUCACGACACGAUGGCGCGGCUGCACAAGACUCUCGAGACGAUGAUACCGGACAAGGCGGAGCGAGAUCAGCUCUCUUCGAAGCUGAAGAUACUGCAUAAGCAAGGCAAAGACGUCGUGAGGAAUUCGGUGAGCGAAAUCAAGAUGUAUCUGCGGGCACACAAGUGGAACGCGGAGACGCGAAGGCGUUUUCACAAGAUCAAGCGAUUCAUGAAGACUCACAUGAAGCCAGCGAAGCCGUACCACGUGACGCGCGCCACCAUGAUGAAACAGCUGCAGAAGAAACUGUCGAGCACAUAAUCUAAUCGCAAUAAACAUGGAAUCGCC